Messenger RNA from Daphnia pulicaria, 1877 nucleotides. RefSeq names its product juvenile hormone esterase-like. The transcript is spliced from 12 exons. The coding region runs from base 23 to 1795 and encodes 590 amino acids. The record is from RefSeq and is a predicted model, not a curated record. Lineage: Eukaryota; Metazoa; Arthropoda; Branchiopoda; Diplostraca; Daphniidae.
UGCGGUAGUCACACGGGAAAUAAUGAAGUCGUCAUUCCUAAUACCCAUCGCGAUUCUGUUGGCCAGCCAUCAUAUGGCUCAAGUUUCGCCUCAACUUAUCCUUGAAGUGCCUGGUUAUGGCGUUAUAAACGGAACGAUUGAAACUUCGACUUAUACGGAACGCACUUUUUACGCAUUCCGAAGCGUCUUUUACGCUGAAGAACCCACACCCGAGACCCGCUUUUUGCCACCCAUUCCAAAAGCACCCUAUCCUAUGGACGAGGUUCAGGAUACUACAAGCAAUAACGCAGGAUGUCCUCAGGCAGGAAUUGCCAAUGAAGACUGUCUUUCUCUGAAUGUUUUCACGCCGCAACUGCCUUCAGAGUCUACUACACCCCUUCCUGUUAUGGUUUGGAUCCACGGAGGAGCAUUUUCACUUGGGCAAGCCCUUGAAUAUUUGCCUAAUAGAUACAUGGAGCACGACAUCGUUCUCGUUGCGAUUCAAUACCGCCUCGGCCCACUUGGUUUCCUCUCGUUCGAUACGGAUGACGUUCCUGGCAAUGCUGGUAUAUUUGAUCAAAUUGAGGCAUUACGUUGGGUCAACAAAUUCGUCGAGUAUUUUGGUGGAGAUCCCAGUCAAAUCACUAUCGCAGGAGAAAGUGCUGGAAGUGCUAGCGUUUCGCUACUUCUCUUGGCACCGCAAGCAAGAGGACUAUUCCAGCGUGCUAUUGGUGAAAGUGGGUCUGUUUUGGCCGAAUGGGCACUUGAUCGCGAUGGAAGAGGGAAAGAAGCCUCUGUUAAGAUUGCCGAAAUCGCUGGAUGUCCAGUAGAGCCUUACCAAGACUUACUCACAUGUGUCCAAAAUGUUGAUGCCAAAGUACUGACACAGGCUUACCUGGCUUACGCGUCGAACGAUAGGUUGAACGGUGGUCUAGGAUUCAGCGGUUCCAAUCCCGUCAUACAGGUUGCCGGAGCUCAGCGAUUAAUUGAAUCUGACCCACGCGAACUUUAUAGUUCUGGAAAUUUCGCAACCGUUCCAACCAUGUUUGGUGCAAACAAACAAGAGGGUACCCUUGUGUUAGGAAUUUUGUACAAUGAGUAUUUGGUCCCAAACAAUUUAACUGAAGACGAAGAGUUUUUGGCAAACGAAUGCGUCCCGGUGCUUCUUAAUGCAUUACAUAUUGACGAUCCGACUGGAGAACUCGCUGCUCAAUUGACUGAAAAAUAUUUAGGAACUGCUGAGAUGGGCAAUUUUACGUCCAUGAUACCAGGACUAACGGAUAUGUGCAGUGUACUUUUCUUGAAAGGACCUACAUACGAAAAUUCACAACUGGUUUCUCAACAUAAUCCCAACGCAUUUUUCUACUCUUUUGAGUACGAAGGAAGGAACUCGAUUUUCGGCUAUUUAUUUGCUGCUAACCCCCCUCCGAUUCCCCACGGAGUUAGCCAUGCUGAUGAGCUUAUCUACCUUUUCAUUUACCCGUUUCCGUCCAUCCCACCGGGUCUCAAUGCAACCGAGGAAGAGCUUUCUAAGAAGAUGCUUCAAGUUUGGACGAAUUUUGUUAAAUUUGGUGAUCCAACUCCCGAUGGCGAAACUCUACUAGAUGGCGUUCCAAAAUUUUUGCCUUAUAACACUGUCGAUGAAUUUUACACGGCAAUUGAUGAUGUUUGGCGAACUGAAUCAGACUACACGUUAACAUAUACUGUGACGGUGGACGAACUGAAUCCCCCCAUUCAAACGGGUCAAUCUCCUGUAAGGCGACCUGGGCGUUUUCAACGCUCGCUACCUACCAAAAACAAUUAUCUUGGCCAUUGAUAAUUCUAAAUAGUUUAAGUCGACAAUUUUCUGACAAUCAAUCUAUCAAAUACAUCAAUAAGUUUUAGCAUGUGCAUUUUAA